Molecule: messenger RNA, 2174 nt
Organism: Parasteatoda tepidariorum (common house spider)
Lineage: Eukaryota; Metazoa; Arthropoda; Arachnida; Araneae; Theridiidae
Product: cytochrome P450 2A6
Biological process (GO): xenobiotic metabolic process
Cellular component (GO): cytoplasm; intracellular membrane-bounded organelle
Molecular function (GO): heme binding; steroid hydroxylase activity; oxidoreductase activity, acting on paired donors, with incorporation or reduction of molecular oxygen, reduced flavin or flavoprotein as one donor, and incorporation of one atom of oxygen
Source: RefSeq, a predicted model, not a curated record
UGGGCUAUUCACGAUGGUCUGGGAAACAUCCAUGAGGAUGAUUUGAAGGCAUGCCGUCACAAUACAACUGCAUGAGGCCACUUCCUCAAUUAAGAAAUAGAUCUGAAGACGAAGGAAAUUUUUUUCAGUUCCCUGUACUGUUCAGCGACCGACCACAGGACUUUCGAUUCCACAAAUUUUACGAGAACAUAUAUCGCAUGUACUCGGUGAGAUUUUUAUGUAAUGAAAAAUUCUUUUGCGUACGUAAAUGAAACUUUUUUAAAUUUAAUUUUAUUUGUUUUUCUAAAAAUAUCGAAAUACCAUCAUCUCGCCUGUUCACGGUUUUGCCAAAGAUAGGGAUACAAAAAUAAUUUUUCAUACUUAUUUAUUAUUUUAUUUGGCAUGGAGCAAAAGAUUUCGAAUUUCAAGGUAUAUAAAUUUUCACACCAUUUCAAACUAAUUUUAAAUUUGAACGAUGUCAGUCGAUUAGUCCUGGAGAAAGUUUAAAAAUAUGGCUUAUUUUCAAUCAAUGCUAAGACCUUUCAUGUAGUUUUAUAAAAUAUCCAACAGGGGUUCAUGUUUGCUUAAGGAGUAAUCACAUAAAUAUAAGCUAAAAGCUGCAAUUACUGAGUAUGGUUAGUUCUUAAAAUAUGUCAUAAUGCCAACAGCAGACUUCUGAAUAGAGUUGAGCAAGUCUCAUCUCUGCUCAAACAUGUUCGAAUACGUUGAUGGCAUAAAGACUGGAACUGCGGUUACACUUCUAAUCACCAUAGUGGUUAUUAUUGCCAUUUUUUAUCAGAAACAAUCUAGAUGUCUGCCGCCAGGUCCUGUUGGUUGGCCGUUUUUUGGUUAUUCACCAUUCCUCGAAGAUGAGACAUGCCAUCGUACUUUACACACACUGCAAGCAAAGUAUGGUGAUAUCUACAGCUUCCGAUUCUGCGGUGCUCUGUACAUUCAUUUGGGAAGCAUCAAAGCCAUCCGCGAACUCCAUCUCAACAAGGCCGACUAUUUUGAAAAAUGUACAGAUUUUAGUGUACUCAACUGGGUUUUUAGUGACGGAGUUGGAGUAAUUAAUGGAGAAGCAUGGAGGGUUCUGAGAAAGUUUACUCUGCAGCAUUUCAGAGAGACGGGAAUGACUACCAUCAACAAUCACGUGGCAGAAUCGAUGUACUCUUCGAUUCAAGAGACCAUCGAAUACCUGAGAUCCAAGGAUGGCGGACCCGUAGAAAUUAUUGAAUUACUGACAGACAAAUGCAAUGCGAUCUUUCGUUGCUGCAUGUUUGGUAGUACCAGUAUUACCGAGUUGGAAGUUAGAGAAAUCAAUCAAUCGUUUGGUCAUGUUAUGUCAUUUAUGACCCUCACUAAUCUUCUUUAUACUGGAAAUAUAUCACGACAGGGCCUUGGUGUCGACUCUAUUACAAUUUGUCGGUGAUGGAGUGUUGAGCGUAGCUUUCUUCGUUUCUCUCUUCCUGAAGCAUGUCUUGGAAGACGAAGAUAUUCAGGAGAAGGUGUACCAGGAGGUGAAGGAAGUCGUUGGGCUGGAGAGACAUCCGGCCCUGGAAGACAAGAGUCAGAUGCGCUAUACCAACUCACUCAUCCAUGAAAUCAUACGCACAACAGAGUAUUUUGCUGUCUUUCCCAGCGCACAGUGCAUCAAAGAAACCACUGUACGAGGGUACAGGAUUCCUAAAGGUGCCAUCACACUGAUGAAUGUGUGGGCAAGCCACCAUGAUCCUGAUAUUUAUGAGAAACCAGAGACAUUCGAUGAGAUGCGCUUCAUUUCUGAGGACAAGAAUCAGAGACCUGAACUUCCGAUACGUUUUGGUGUCGGUAAGAGGAAUUGCAUAGGAGAAAGCUUUACAAUGGCGCAGGUUUUCUUAUUUUUGACAGCAAUCAUACAGAAAUUCAAACUAACCGUCCCGAAAACUUCAGACAUUGGCGUUCUAGAAUUGAUGAAGAAUGGAAAAAUGGAAAUUUGUGCCAAACCCAGAAAUUAAAGAAGAAAAAAAAGAUGUAUAUAUAUACAUAUACCAAACACUGUUCAGACAUGUGAUUGCUGGAAGAAAAAAUUAUCUGAAUUUUUUUUUUCGUAUUAUAGUUCGUAUUUACUUUUUAUACAAAGAAGAUAAAUGGCUACUCUCAUUUUUAUGCAUACAGAAAAGAAUAUAUAUAAAUAAAAAAAUGUUACAUAUUCA